UUUGAGGUUAAUUUAAAGUUUGUCGUGAUAGUCGAGAAGUUCUGGAAAGUCAUUUCAUUUUCUCCAAAACGUGUGAUGGUUCUUAGCAAAUUCCAGGGGAGGGCUAUCUACAACAAGUACAGUUCAUUCGAUUGCUCAUUCCCUCAACUUUACUAUGGACUCUGAGGUGAACUUUUCAACUGUCCGCCCUACCUUGGAUGUUAUUGUUGUCGGUGCUGGGAUUGCUGGUCUGACAGCUGCCUACAGACUGCAACAACAGCAACCAAACUGUAGAGUUUUGGUUCUUGAUGCUAAAGACAGAGUUGGAGGACGGACCUUCUCAACAGAGAUGAAGGGGGCUAGCGGUAAAGAUACAUGGGAUCUUGGUGGUCAGUGGGUUGGUAGCACCCAGUAUCACCUUUUGUGGCUCUUGGAGGAGCUAGGCCUGGAGAAAUACCCACAGUACACCACAGGACGUAAACAAAUGUUGCUUGGUAACAACAAAGGCAUCCGUACAUACAAGUCUAGUAUCCCGUCUCUCUCUCCAAUGGCACUGCUGGAUAUGCAUCGCUUCAUAACCUUAACGGACAAGCUUUCUGCUGACAUUCCGCUAGAUGAUCCAAUGAAAGCUCCCAAUGCUGAGGUAUUGGAUGGGACAACAUUAGAAACUCUCAUACGGCAAUACACAUGGACUCAGGAAGCACAGGAUGCUAUCCGUGUAUCUUCAGAUAUCAUAAGUGGUGCCCCACCCAGUAUGAUGUCAGCGCUUUACUUCAUGCAUUAUGUACGAACCUCAGGGAAUAUAAGAAUCCUAGUGGAGGCAGACGGAGACUCCAAUAAUAGCUUCAGGAUUAAGGGAGGAGCUCAACAAGUUUCCAAACUACUCGUAGAAAGGAUAGGCAAGGAGAAGGUGCUUCUAAGUCAGCCAGUAGUUCGCAUCCAGCAGGAGGAGGUCGACAAGGUCACGGUGGUGACUGCUGAGGGCAGAGAGUUCACCUGUCGCUAUGUAGUGGUUGCUGCCCCCAUUCAAUGCUCUGCUGACAUCAACUACACUCCCAAUAAGCCACUGGAUAGAAUAGGGCUGGCUAACCACUCUCCAGUUGGGCAUCUCAUUAAGUUCAUCGUUACCUACAAAGCUGCUUUCUGGAGGGAAGACGGUUUGUCUGGCGAGAUAGUCAGUCAUGGAGGUAAAGCAACCAUCAGAGGGACCAGCAGUGGGCCGUUACAUCUCACAUACGACUGCACAACGUCUAACGGCAAUCCUGGCAUAGUAGGAUUCUACGCUAACAGCAGGGAAUGGAGUCACAUUCAACCUGAAGUAAGACGUAACGCUGUUCUAGACUCCCUUGCUGAGUUCAUUGGACCAAAGGCAAAGGAACCCCUAGACUACCUCGAAAAAGACUGGGCUUUAGAACCUUACAACGGUGGCUGUCCAAUUAACAUCAUGACCCCUGGAGCUAUGACCUACUUCUAUAAAGGGCUGAGGACACCAUUUGGCAGGGUGCACUGGGCAGGCACAGAGACAGCCACACAUCACGUGGGCUUUAUGAGCGGAGCAGUGCAGUCAGGAUUACGUGUAGCCAGCGAGGUAUUGACUCAUCUUGACCCACUCUACCAAGGUGACGAUCUCCUGGUGAACCUUGACAACAUGAGGGAUGAUACUAGAAAAGGUCCUGGGUGGAUGUGGUCUGUGGUCGGUCUAAUCGGAGUCAUCACAGUUACUGCAUUUCUCUUUAGAAGGUUCUUAGUCCACUGACGAGAGGGAGGAAAGACGCCUUUUCUUUGUUCAAGUGUCAAGAUCGUGGGUUAGACACUGCUCGGAUUGUUCACUGGGCGAGACUUAAAGUGGUUUCUUGUUUAAAUAUUUGAUAGACUUGGGAAGAUUUGAAAAUUGAAAAACACUUUAAGUGUUUUGAGAAAUCGUGAAGAAAUCAUUAAACCUUGAAAUUCACAUUCUAGGACUAAGUUUGAUUGCCAGUUUUGCCACAAUUUUUAGCUGCCUAACACAAUAAGUAAUCACAAAAUAACUUUACUUACCAGAUUAAGGUUUCUUUGCAAAAUACCAUUUAAUAUAUGUAUCUUCUGUGACUGGUUUCCUGCUUAAACUCUACUCAGAACAAACUUUUGGGUGAAGUUUGCUUCUUAAACAGCUCAUGAUAAAAUUGUUCAUGGGAGUGUCGUGGCCGAGCGGUUAAGAGCACCGAAAUCAA
Messenger RNA from Asterias rubens (European starfish), 2189 nucleotides. RefSeq names its product probable flavin-containing monoamine oxidase A. Gene Ontology annotation, molecular function: oxidoreductase activity. The coding region runs from base 155 to 1735 and encodes 526 amino acids. The record is from RefSeq and is a predicted model, not a curated record. Lineage: Eukaryota; Metazoa; Echinodermata; Asteroidea; Forcipulatida; Asteriidae. The transcript has 12 exons.